Molecule: messenger RNA, 2305 nt
Organism: Folsomia candida
Lineage: Eukaryota; Metazoa; Arthropoda; Collembola; Entomobryomorpha; Isotomidae
Product: protein maelstrom homolog
Exons: 12
Coding region: 336-2012 (558 amino acids)
Biological process (GO): regulation of miRNA-mediated gene silencing; negative regulation of DNA-templated transcription; spermatogenesis
Cellular component (GO): P granule; nucleus
Molecular function (GO): sequence-specific DNA binding
Source: RefSeq, a predicted model, not a curated record
UCCCGCAAUUCUGUAAGCACAUUUCCUUUCACAAAAUUUGAAGUUUGAAGUUCGAACAGUUUUUUCGGCAGCACAUUGUCCAUUGUCAAUUUGGAAGUGAAACUUGUCGCUUACACAAUAAAGGAAUUUAUGUGCCACCAAUUUCGUUUUCUAAUUAAUUUCCAAGCUACAUACGUGGUGGCGGUUGUUAACUAUUAACUAUUGUCUUGCACUUUAGCCAACUGAAGUUCACUCAAAGUUGCCAGUGUAAAACUACUUAUUAUUUAUUAUUACAUAGUUUCUGUUAAAUUUGUUUAAUUGAAAUUGUAAUACUCGUCACCAAUAAAUACUGAAACAUGCCACCCAAGCAGAAGAAGCAGCCACGAAACGCAUAUUAUUUUUACAUGCUGAAAAGGAAAGAAGAACUUGAACGAGAAGGGUAUCGCUUUCUUGGUGGUAUGAAAGAUGUGGCUAAUGCGGUUGGGAGUGACUGGGCGGCUAUGACUCCUGAAGAGAAGGUUCCCUAUGAGGAAGAAGCUCGAAAAUCCAAGGAGGAAGGGAAGCAAGAUUUGACCAACAAAUAUACGAGUGCCGGCGAAAGUUAUGCUCAAGUGCAGCGUCGAUUACAAGACGACAAACAAUUUUCUGAAGAACAAGAACAAUAUAUUACGGAAUUAGGGACAGAUGCUGGAGCCCUUGACAGAGUUUUCGUUCUAAUCAAAACAAACCAUUGCGUUGAACAAAUUAUUGAAAGGAAUCAGCGUAUCUACUGGCCAAUCGAGGUUGGAAUGGUGGCUUUUAAAAUUCGAGAUGGACUACAAUCUAUUUACUGGAGUCUAGUUGAUACUCAAAAGACGCCUGUAGGCUAUGCCAGUGCAGCAAAAGAAUGUUCCGAAGAAACAGGGCUCCCAGAACCAGGAAUGGCAUCAAUGCAAGAAUACCGAGAUUAUAAUAAGAUCAUGAACCAAAUUGAAGGAUUUAUUCGCCACUGGACCAAAUCAUACAAGAAAGGGCCGGUCGUCUUUGCACUUGAUCAAGAAACAGAAUAUGCCCGAGGUUGUCUAAAAUGGCUCGCAAGUCAUGUCGAUGGAGACAAACGGAUGGAUCAUCAAUCCUUUGUCGACACUUUAAAGUUUUAUAAAUUACCGAAAUUGAUUUUGCGAUUGGCUAGCUUUGCCAACAGGCUUAACCCUUCUUACAACAACGUAUUGGUGAAACAAAAGUUGGAGUUGUCCGCAGCAAGUAUUGUGAACAAGGGCUGUUAUGAUUACAAAGACGAAAUUACUUGUGUCUUCCAUCAAGAGGUCACGGCGUCUUUGAAAAUGUACACGUGUUGUCGAAACGUUGUUUUGCGAAGAAUGUAUCUAAUAUUUGAAGAAUUUCUGCCAGCUUUUUGUUUGGCUAAGACGGAUCGGCAUGACAUGGAAAAACUGAAGCAAGCUCAAAUUGCAAAGGCAGCGAAAGCUAAAGCUGAUUGCAAUAAGAGGGCGGCUGCGGGUGGUUCACCGGAGGGGGCAAGUCCUUCUUCCCCAUCUUUUGCAUCGGGAGGAUCCUGGGGAGCAUCUCCACCACCACGCCGAGACAGUGGGAAAAUGCUUGAGGACGAUGUAAGUGGUGAUCAUCAUUCUUUGGGGCGAUACAGUAAGCGGAAACAUGACCAAGCCGAGGACUGCGAGCGUGAAGGGCCUCAAUCAAAACGAGAUUCCUUCUCUUCGGACCCAUUCCACGCGGACAGACUUCCUCGUGAUAGUCCUUCUCCACCUCCUGCACCAACGUAUAGAAGAUUGGGGAGAUUGUCCCCCACCACUGACGACUUUAUGCCAGCUCCUUCUGCAGAAUAUGUUCCAUGGGGAAACAAACGACCGACUGCAGAACCAACUUUUAGCGAGAAUGACUUUCCUUCUCUUGGCGCUUUGCAAACAACGGCACCCAUGCCGAAGGGGGCUGGUCGUGGAAGGGGAGCUCCAGAACGAAGCAAUACUUACGACAAUGACACUUAUAAACGCGAUGGGGAUGCGAGACAAUACUAUUAGAAUGACACUUCACUUUGUUUUUGGAUCUGAAACCCAUUUACAAAUUUAGAAUGCGGCUACGCUACACAACUUCAUCGUCUGUUUUACUUUUAUACAAUUGUUUUUGAUGCAGUUUAAUGAUUGUUCGAAUUCCUCGAAUUCUUACUUCCCAGUCAUCAAAUUAUCAUCGUCAUUUUAUCAAAUGUUUGACUGGAUAGCAAAUGACACUUAUAAAUAUUAUCGGUGUAUUAUUUUACCAGAGGAAUAAAACCUAUCUGCUAAAUAAAUAUAAAACUUUCUUCCAAUGAAUAAAA